CCCCGUGUCAGGGCUGUGCCCGGACUGGGAGAGCUGGGACCCCAACCAGCCCGUGCAGAACGCGCGGGAGGCCAUGCAGCAGGCGGACGACUGGCUGGGCGUCCCCCAGGUGAUCGCCCCCGAGGAGAUCGUGGACCCCAACGUGGACGAGCACUCGGUCAUGACCUACCUCUCCCAGUUCCCCAAGGCCAAGCUCAAACCGGGGGGCCCCCCUGCGCCGCCCGCCCCCCCCCAGCCCGCCCGCGCCCGCGCCUACGGGCCCGGCAUCGAGCCGCAGGGGAACGUGGUGCUGCGGCCGGCGCAGUUCACGGUGGAGACGCUGGAGGCCGGGGUGGGCGAGGUGCUGGUCUACGUGGAGGACCCCGAGGGGCACACGGAGGAGGCGAAGGUGGUGCCCAACAAUGACAAGAAGAGGACGUACAGUGUCACCUACGUCCCCAAGGUCGGGGGGCUGCACAAGGUGACGGUGCUGUUUGCGGGGCAGAACAUCGACAAGAGCCCCUUCGGCGUCAACGUGGGCAUGGCCCUGGGGGACGCCAACAAGGUGACGGCGCGUGGCCCCGGCCUGGAGCCCGUGGGCAAUGUGGCCAACAAGCCCACCUACUUCGACAUCUACACCGCAGGCGCUGGCCCGGGCGACGUGGGGGUGGUCAUCGUGGACCCCCAGGGCCGGCGGGACACGGUGGAGGUGAUGCUGGAGGACAAAGGGGACAACAUCUACCGCUGCACCUACCGGCCCGUCCUGGAGGGGCCACACACCGUCUGUGUCACCUACGCCGGCGCCCAGGUCCCCAAGAGCCCCUUCACCGUCAACGUGGCUGAAGCGUGCACCCCCUCGGCGUGUCGGGCCACGGGCCGCGGGCUGCAGCCCAAGGGCGUGCGGGUGCAGGAGGUGGCCGACUUCAAGGUGCUCACCAAGGGCGCCGGCACCGGGGACCUGCGGGUGGUCGUCAAGGGACCCAAGGGCACGGAGGAGCCGGUGAAGGUGCGGGACGCGGGCGACGGCGUCUACGAGUGCGAGUACCAGCCCCUGGUGCCCGGCAAGUACCAGGUGGCCAUCACCUGGGGCGGCUACGCCAUCCCCCGCAGCCCCUUCGAGGUGGAGGUGGGGGCGGUGGCCGGCAGCCAGAAGGUCCGUGCCUGGGGCCCGGGGCUGGAGGGCGGCGUGGUGGGCAAGUCGGCCGACUUCGUGGUGGAGGCCAUCGGCACCGAAGUGGGCACCCUGGGGUUCUCCAUCGAGGGCCCCUCGCAGGCGCGCAUCGAGUGCGACGACCGGGGCGACGGCUCCUGCGACGUGCGCUACUGGCCCACGGAGGGGGGCGACUACGCCGUGCACGUGGUCUGCGACGACGAGGACAUCCGCGACAGCCCCUUCAUCGCCCACGUCCGCCCCGCGCCCCACGCCUCCGCCCCCGACAAGGUGAAGGCCUUUGGGCCGGGGCUGGAGCCCAGCGGCUGCAUCGUGGAGCACCCGGCGGAGUUCACCAUCGACGCCCGCGGCGCCGGCAAGGGGCCCCUCAAGCUCUACGCCCAGGACGCCGAGGGGGUCCCCAUCGACAUCAAGGUGAAGGACAACGGGGACGGCACCUACCACUGCGUCUACGUGCCCACCAAGGCCAUCAAGCACACCAUCAUCGUCACCUGGGGGGGCGUCACCACCCCCCGCAGCCCCUUCCGCGUGGCCGUGGGCGAGGGCAGCCACCCCGGCAGGGUGAAGGUCUACGGGCCGGGCGUGGAGAAGACGGGGCUGAAGGCCAACGAACCCACCUACUUCACCGUGGACUGCAGCGAGGCCGGGCAGGGUGACGUCAGCAUCGGCAUCAAGUGCUCGCCGGGGGUGGUGGGGCCGCAGGAGGCCGACAUCGACUUCGACAUCAUCAAGAACGACAACGACACCUUCACGGUCAAGUACACGCCGCCGGGCGCCGGGCUCUACACCAUCAUGGUGCUCUUCGCCAACCAGGAGAUCCCCAGCAGCCCCUUCCGCGUCGAGGUGGACCCGUCCCACGACGCCACCAAGGUCAAGGCGGAGGGACCCGGGCUCAGCCCCACGGGCCCCGUGGCGGGAAAAACCGACGCACUUCCGGGCGGUGGCGCGCGGCGCGGGGAAGGCGGCGCUGGGGGUGCAGUUCGGGGGGGCGGGGCCGGGCCCGGCCGUCACCGACUUCGAGGUGAUCGACAACCGCGACUACACCCACACCGUCAAGUACACCCCGCUGCGCGAGGGCCCCCUGUCGGUGGCCGUCACCUACGGGGGGACCCGAUCCCCCAGAGCCCCUUCGCCGUCAGCGUGGCCCCCCCCCUGCAGCUCGGCAGGGUCAAGGUGCAGGGGCUCAGCAGCAGUGAGUGGGGGGGGGCACCUCGGGGGG
Messenger RNA from Chroicocephalus ridibundus (black-headed gull), 2369 nucleotides. RefSeq names its product filamin-C-like. The transcript is spliced from 17 exons. The annotation marks the transcript as partial. Gene Ontology annotation, biological process: actin cytoskeleton organization. The record is from RefSeq and is a predicted model, not a curated record. Gene Ontology annotation, molecular function: actin filament binding. NCBI's taxonomy places the organism in Eukaryota, Metazoa, Chordata, Aves, Charadriiformes, Laridae.